AGCAACAGACCAGAAAGAUAUUGCCACUGUGUCCCAAAAGAUGUGCAAAAGGUUGUCCACCUAAGUUUGGCUAGAAAGCUCUGUAGACUGUAUACGCAUGCGCGGACUGUAGAGGGGAAAAACAAUCGGAUCAAGAUGGCUUCGUCCAUGAGUGGGAUGUUUAGCGGCCAGCAGCCUCCUGGGGCACAUCCUGUCGGGGGUCCCGGCGGACCGGGCCAACCGAGUUUUGCUAGUGCCGCUCCCAGGACGCAAGGAAGCAACACGCUGGUGGAUGAACUGGAGGCUUCUUUUGAGGCAUGUUUUGCAUCCCUGGUGAGCCAAGAUUACGUUAAUGGAACAGACCAGGAGGAGAUUCGAACAGGUGUGGACCAGUGCAUACAAAAGUUUCUGGAUGUGGCUCGGCAGACUGAGUGCUUCUUCUUACAGAAAAGGCUUCAGCUGUCUGUGCAGAAACCAGAGCAAGUGGUGAAAGAGGAUGUGUCAGAGUUGCGUAAUGAACUACAGAGAAAAGAAAUGCUGGUUCAAAAGCACUUGACGAAGCUACACCACUGGCAACAAGUGCUGGAGGAUGUGAGCGGCCAGCAUCGUAAACCCUCAGACCUUCCCCCUCCUGGACCGCUGGCCUUUCUGGAGCAAGCCUCUGCAAAUCUGCCCCCUGCCCCUUUAAAGCAAAACUAACGCACCACAUGUACAGUCACAUCAUUUGAAACUGCCCCGCUCUCAAAAUGUGCUGUUAUGCAUCCAGUGUGUGUAAUAAACGCCUGGAAACAGCAAAACAGUCGCUUGCCAAAAUAAAGACUCUGCAAGGUUGGGAUUGACCUGAGUCCGCCGAGGCUGGCUGGAGAUGACACAGAAACAAGAUAUGUGAGCUUGCAUUCAUCAGUUGUGCAUGCCUCAUUUGAAGUAAUGGGCAAAUAAAGUCUGGAUUUGAAGGAUGGCAGUGUAAUGUGACUGUAUCUAAAACAAAGAGCACUUUCCUGCAGAAAUGUGGGGAGGUUAUUACAAUAUUUCUACAGUUUUUUUCCUCUGUUUUCAUUUAUGUAAAUAUUUUCAUUGUUGAUUUUUUUUUAUUGUAAAAAUAAAAUAUAAUUUUUGAAACUA
Molecule: messenger RNA, 1101 nt
Organism: Haplochromis burtoni (Burton's mouthbrooder)
Lineage: Eukaryota; Metazoa; Chordata; Actinopteri; Cichliformes; Cichlidae
Gene: med28
Product: mediator complex subunit 28
Exons: 4
Coding region: 136-678 (180 amino acids)
Cellular component (GO): mediator complex
Source: RefSeq, a predicted model, not a curated record